UACUAUCCAGUAACAAUAAUUUUUCAACGCACAGUCUAUCGGCAAAUAAUAAUUGUUGACGACGCAGUCUCUGCGGUGUGGACGCUGGGAAAUAAUAAAUGAGCAUGCUUUCGGUACCGGCCAAAACCAUCGUUAAAACUUUUUUCUCUCCAUAUCCAUUUCGAUCUCGCUCUAAUCUGCGAACUACGUUUAGGGUGACAGUGCGUGCAAUGGCGUCGUCUGAUACUUCACAGUUCCAAAAGAUUCAAAUUGAGCGUGAUGAUACGGUCUUUGAUGCUUACGUGACGGGAAGAGAAGAUGCACCUGGGAUUGUGGUGUUGCAGGAGUGGUGGGGAGUUGACUAUGAGAUUAAGAAUCAUGCAGCUAAUAUAGCUAAAAUGGAUUCUGGUUAUAAGACUCUCAUUCCUGAUUUGUAUCGUGGGAAAGUUGGUUUGGAUGCUGCAGAAGCAAAACAUUUGAUGGAUGGCCUUGAUUGGAUAGGUGCUGUUAAAGAUAUAAAGGCAUCUGCGAAGUGGUUGAAGGAAAAUGGUUCAAAAAAGGUUGGGGUGACUGGUUUUUGCAUGGGUGGCGCUUUAUCUAUUGCGAGUGCCGUGUUGGUUCCAGAAGUUGAUUGCGUUGUUGCAUUCUAUGGUGUUCCUUCUUCAGAACUAGCAGAUCCAUCAUCAGCAAAGUCACCCGUGCAGGCUCAUUUUGGAGAACAUGAUACCUUUGUUGGAUUUUCAGAUGUGACGGCAGCCAAGUCUCUUGAGGAAAAGCUUAAGGCAUCAGGAGUUCCCCAUGAGGUACAUAUUUACCCUGGCAAGGGUCAUGCAUUUAUGAAUUCUUCUCCUGAAGCUGUCAAGAGGAAAACGGAACUAGGAUUUGGUGACCAUGAUGAGGGAGCAGUUGAGUUGGCAUGGUCUCGAUUUCGUUCCUGGAUGAAAAACUAUUUGGGGAAUUGAAAACCUGCUUGUUUGGUGAAUGGCUGAAUAGUAUAAAUAGAAGCACAUUAUAGUUAAAUGGUCGGGUAGGUCUGAUUACACUAUAACUGUUGUUGUUUUUAGUUGUAAAUUCAAAUACCAUAUUAAAUGAAAUUGGAAGAAGGGAGCAUGACAUGGUUCAUUGUUAAGCUCCUACACUCCUCUUAAAUAAUGCUCCACUGUGAACAAAUGGAUUUAGGAAUGUGUCAAAGAUGAAAGUUAAAACUAAAAAAUUAAUGUAAUGCUUCGUGAAUUGGAUUUUUUGAGAA
This is a messenger RNA of Cryptomeria japonica (Japanese cedar), 1228 nucleotides long. RefSeq lists its product as uncharacterized. The coding region runs from base 99 to 941 and encodes 280 amino acids. NCBI's taxonomy places the organism in Eukaryota, Viridiplantae, Streptophyta, Pinopsida, Cupressales, Cupressaceae. The transcript is spliced from 5 exons. Gene Ontology annotation, molecular function: hydrolase activity. The record is from RefSeq and is a predicted model, not a curated record.